This is a messenger RNA of Agrilus planipennis (emerald ash borer), 1377 nucleotides long. RefSeq lists its product as uncharacterized. The record is from RefSeq and is a predicted model, not a curated record. NCBI's taxonomy places the organism in Eukaryota, Metazoa, Arthropoda, Insecta, Coleoptera, Buprestidae. The transcript has 2 exons. Bases 312 to 1217 code for a protein of 301 amino acids.
CCCACAAGUCUUAUAUAUUUAUCUAUCAACACACGUGUCAUCGAUUACAUUUCCCUUAAAAUAGUUGAUCAAGACGGUAAUCUUGUUAAUUUCCGUGGAGAGCGUGUUACAGUAAGACUUCACUUACGAAAACUAUAACAUGGUUGCGCGAUACAACUGUGUCCAACGUUAUUCGAACAAAAAUACUACUAUAAAACGAUCACCACACUCUGAGACGUUUAUUUCGCUUACACCCGUUCAGCGAUUAACACCGUCUAAUAAACAGUUCCUUAAAUCUUUGGGGUUGCGAUUGAAAAAGGUGAAAAGUUAAAAUGGUUGCAGAAAUACUAAAUGUCACCGAGAAAGCAGUCUUCGACAACGCUAUUAUUAACGCUGAUAAACAUACUCAUCAACCCUAUGCUAAUUCAACUUUUAAAAAUAAUGAUACCAUACGCAUUCCAAUAGAAAAUGAAGAUGUUUACACCUUACCUUGCGGUAGUUUCCUAUACAUAGAAGGACGUUUACUGAAAAAGGAUGGAACUGUACCAACUAAUACUACUUUUAUCAAUAACGGAAUUCUAUACCUAUUUGAUGAAAUUCGAUAUGAAUUGGGAGGAAAAGUUAUUGAUCGAGUCCGAAAUCCUGGUAUGACUACAACAAUGAAAGGCUAUGCGUCUUACAAUGAAAAUGAAAGUAAACGUCUCAUUAAUAGUGGAUGGUUGCCUCCUGCUUUAGGUGCUGUAAAAGGAGUUGCCCUUCAUACCAGAAAUCUGAUUGAUACAAACGGUUACUUCAACGUUUGUAUUCCUCUUCGUAUGAUUUUAGGGUUUGGAGAAGACUUUCGAAAAAUAAUACUCAACAUACGACAAGAAUUAGUUCUAGUUCGCAGCAGUACUGACAAUAAUGCCCUCUUUUGCUCAGCAACACCGGCUGAAGAAGUUGAUGUCCAUUUGGAUCAGAUAUGUUGGAAAAUUCCUCAUGUAUCUGUUGCUGACGCUGAACGUUUGAAAUUAUUACGUUACGUUGAUCGCAAUUUAAAUAUGGAACUUUCUUUUCGUAGUUGGGAACUACAUGAAUAUCCCUUACUUAACCAAUCAUAUUCUCACAACUGGACUGUGAAAACUACAUCACAGUUGGAAAAACCUCGCUUCAUUAUUUUCGGUUUUCAAACCGAUAAAGAUUUGCUGUUUUGUACGAAAUGUAUGUUAAUUUUCAACAAUCGUAUUAUGGUAAUGUAAGUGAACCCUUAUUCGAUCCUAAGGAAUUUCGAACAAUUGCUCCUCUUGUAAUAGUAGACUGCUCUUAUCAAAAUGAAAUUGUGAAAUCUGGAAGUAUCGAUAUUCGUUUAGAAAUUCAAACUAAACGCAAUAUACCAGAUAAAACAGCAGCUUACUGUUU